Malus domestica (apple) is the source of this 1136-nucleotide messenger RNA. Its product is annotated as pre-rRNA-processing protein esf2. NCBI's taxonomy places the organism in Eukaryota, Viridiplantae, Streptophyta, Magnoliopsida, Rosales, Rosaceae. The record is from RefSeq and is a predicted model, not a curated record. Gene Ontology annotation, biological process: endonucleolytic cleavage in ITS1 to separate SSU-rRNA from 5.8S rRNA and LSU-rRNA from tricistronic rRNA transcript (SSU-rRNA, 5.8S rRNA, LSU-rRNA); endonucleolytic cleavage to generate mature 5'-end of SSU-rRNA from (SSU-rRNA, 5.8S rRNA, LSU-rRNA); small-subunit processome assembly. Gene Ontology annotation, molecular function: RNA binding. Gene Ontology annotation, cellular component: nucleolus.
CAUCCCUUCCCUCCCGCACUCGUCUCUUUCCUCCCUAAACCCUAAGCCCCGCACUCAUCUCGUUCCUCCCGAUUUCUUCCUGCCUGGUCGUCGUCCUGUUUUACCCCUGCUAACUUGGUGCGACUGCAGCCUCUCUGCUCCAGAUCUUUCAAAUUGAAGUUGGGGCUGUACAUUGGGAAUGGAAAUCGAGAGAGAGAACAAAAGGAAGAAAUCGAUGAAGGAAGGUGGGAAGGAUGAGAAGCAGCGAGGGGUUUGCUAUUUGGGUCGGAUUCCGCCGCGCAUGGAUCCGUCGACGCUUCGUCAGAUGCUCUCCCAGUACGGAGAGAUACAAAGGCUUUAUCUUGCACCUCAAGAUUCUUCUGGUCAUGUUCAAAUCAAAGCUGGUAAAUUUCAGAGGCAAAAUUUUUCAGAAGGGUGGGUUGAAUUUUCUGACAAAAGGGUUGCUGAGAGAGUUGCUAAUAUGUUAAAUGGUGAACAGAUAGGUGGGAAGAAGAGGUCAUCUUUCUACUAUGAUCUUUGGAAUAUCAAGUAUUUGAGUAAAUUCAAGUGGGAUAAUCUUACCGAAGAGAUUGCUUACAAGAAAGCCACUCGGGAGCAAAAACUAGCUUUAGAAAUUUCUGCUGCUAAGAAGGAGCGUGAUUUCUAUCUCACUAAAGUUGAGAAGUCCCGUGCUCUGAGUGCCAUAGAUGAAAGAUUGAAGAAGAGGCAAAGGCAAAGGGUCGAAGAAUAUUCAGGGAGCAAUCCGGAUCUCUCUGAUAGCCAACCGGAACAUCAGGUAAUUCGCCGGUUCCGACAGAAGAAACCUGUUGCAAAUAAUGCUGCAAAAACCAAACCUCGUCUUUCUGGAGAUGUACUGUCAGCGGUAUUUGGUGGUUCUUAGUGCACAAAAUUCUCAUGGAUUGGCAUGCCUCAACCGGAAGAGCCGUAAAAGCGCAGGACAUCAUUUGGAGUUGAAUCUUGUGUUUGUGCUUUGAGUGGUAUUGUUCUAGUUUUCAGUGAUCAGGGCAAACUGCCAUCUCCAUUUGGUUUCGACCGGAUCACAAAAUCGCAUCGUAGAAACCGUGCGAAAAAUACUUGCAUCUGUAUUUACUUAUCUGAUUAAUUACUUUUCAAUUGAGCUUUGUUAACUGGUCAAA